Acomys russatus (golden spiny mouse) is the source of this 3118-nucleotide messenger RNA. RefSeq names its product homeobox protein Nkx-2.1. Gene Ontology annotation, cellular component: nucleus. Gene Ontology annotation, biological process: cell differentiation; regulation of transcription by RNA polymerase II. The transcript has 3 exons. The record is from RefSeq and is a predicted model, not a curated record. NCBI's taxonomy places the organism in Eukaryota, Metazoa, Chordata, Mammalia, Rodentia, Muridae. Bases 1716 to 2924 code for a protein of 402 amino acids. Gene Ontology annotation, molecular function: RNA polymerase II cis-regulatory region sequence-specific DNA binding; DNA-binding transcription factor activity, RNA polymerase II-specific.
GAUGUGGUCUGAGCUCACCUUGAGAGCGCCCCCCAGAGAAGUCCCUGAGAAAGGAGAGCUCAGAGCUCUGCUUUGCACUGGUCUUUGGCUACACAAUUCACAGCGCACCUGCCCGCUUACAGUCGAGGCUGUCUGCUUCAAAGCCACGGUGGGGGCCUCGGGAAAAUGCGGGCCCAGAUGGGAGGCCCGCGGGGGCCCAGCGCCUUCAUUCCUUUCGCGACGGAGGUAGGUGGUGAGGAAAGCUAAUGUUAGUAUAGUCAUUGGCUUUGUGUUGAGGGAGUAGAGAGCGCUCUUCAAGGAGAUAUCUUUAAAAAGCAAAUAAAACAACUUUCCAUACUAUAAUUGCUAUUAAUGGAAAGGAGCCUACCCUGCUGAAUUAAAUAGUUCAAAACUGCUUGUUCAUUAUCGGUAGCUCCCUCACUACAAGAGGGAAAAGAAAAUGUGAAAACAAAAAACCAAAAUCAAGAAGCCUCCUUCACUGGCCGCCCAAGUGUCUAGGAGGCACCUGAGGGGCCAGGAAGCACUCCGCCCUCCCAGCCUCUAGUGCGCCAAGAAAGCUCAAACAGCGGAGGAGCAAAGCAAAAACAAAAACAAACAACGAAAAACGCUUAAAUUCCAAGGAGAAAAACGGAGGUGGUCUCCAAAUCUGUGUGUCAUGCAGGGCUUGGCUGGGUAGCCCACUCAACUGCUGAUCCCGGCCUGGUAACAGCAAUGAGGCUGACGCCCCCGGCCCCGCUAGAGAGUACAGCCCACAGCUCCCCCUUGCCAGGCGCCCAAGGACCCUCAAGGCGCGGGGCUCACACUUGAAGCCUUGGGAACGCUCAGACAGGAAACCCACUUCCUCCUAAGCAGUUUCUUGCUAGCCGGAUGAGAGGCGCCCAAUUGAAGCAGAAUGAUCCUCAUCUACUAAUAUCCAGCGUGGCCACAAAGCGACCGGCCAUUUACGCCGCCACUUUAGACAAAGAUAUUUGGUUAUUCCCGGGGAAGCAAGUGCACUUUUGCAUGGCUGAGCUCCGGGAGGAGGCAAGCCUCACCCCAGCCUCCCGCCCGCUGGGCUGCCGGCGUCGAGAUAUUCGCCUCCUCCCGGACAGCGAGUUCCACUGGGGUUCAGACUCAAUUCCACUCUGCAACGGACCCGCGGGCGCUCCCUCGGCUCCCCGCCUGGACUCUCCCUGAAGCUGCGGGGAUCUGGGCUGGGGUGCUGCUGGGACUGUGAUGUCCUCGGAAACUCAGCACCAGCUUCAGAAGCCGGAGUAUCCAGGCCAUGGGCAAGGGUCAGGGGCAUCAGGUUUGUUCGAGAUGGGGCAACUUCAGAGGUGGACUCUCAUGUUAAUCCCCUCACCCUCGUCCUCCCAGCUCAGAAGGCCAGCGGUGUUCUUGCCUGGCCCGGCAAAAGGGGUGGAGAAAGGGAGCGGUGGGGUGGGGUAGGCUGGGGGGCUGGUCCGCGAGGGAGCCAGGAGCUUGGUGGGGGGUGGCGCGGGGAUCGGUGACAGCCUCCCGGAGGCAGUCGUUCCCUUUACUCAGCUCCCCCUCCGCCCGCUGGGAUUCUCUCGGGUAAGGGGAAAGGGGGCGGGGAGCAGAGGUGUCCCUCUGACGGCGGCAGAAGAAGCAGACAGACUGACAGACACAUAGACCAACAGUGCAGCCCCAGGGUUCACAUCCCCAGACUGGCACACUCUUUUGGUGGUGACUGGGGCUCAGCGCUUCGAAGCCCGAUGUGGUCCGGAGGCGGUGGGAAGGCGCGGGGCUGGGAGGCCGCAGCGGGAGGGAGGAGCAGCCCCAGCAGGCUCAGCCGACGCCGAAUCAUGUCGAUGAGUCCAAAGCACACGACUCCGUUCUCAGUGUCUGACAUCUUGAGUCCCCUGGAGGAAAGCUACAAGAAAGUGGGCAUGGAGGGCGGCGGCCUCGGGGCUCCGCUAGCAGCGUACAGACAGGGCCAAGCGGCCCCGCCGGCCACCACCAUGCAGCAGCACGCCGUGGGGCACCACGGCGCCGUCACUGCCGCCUACCACAUGACGGCGGCGGGGGUGCCCCAGCUCUCGCACUCCGCUGUGGGGGGCUACUGCAACGGCAACCUGGGCAACAUGAGCGAACUGCCACCUUACCAGGACACCAUGCGGAACAGCGCUUCGGGCCCCGGAUGGUACGGCGCCAACCCAGACCCGCGCUUCCCCGCCAUCUCCCGCUUCAUGGGCCCGGCGAGCGGCAUGAAUAUGAGCGGCAUGGGCGGCCUGGGCUCGCUGGGGGACGUGAGCAAGAACAUGGCCCCGCUACCUAGUGCUCCCCGCCGGAAGCGCCGGGUGCUGUUCUCCCAAGCGCAGGUGUAUGAGCUCGAGCGACGCUUCAAGCAACAGAAGUACCUGUCGGCGCCGGAGCGCGAGCACCUGGCCAGCAUGAUCCAUCUGACACCCACGCAGGUCAAGAUCUGGUUCCAGAAUCAUCGCUACAAGAUGAAGCGCCAGGCCAAGGACAAGGCGGCGCAGCAGCAACUGCAGCAGGACAGCGGCGGCGGCGGCGGUGGCGGCGGGGGUGCGGGAUGCCCGCAGCAGCAGCAGGCUCAGCAGCAGUCGCCGCGCCGGGUGGCAGUGCCAGUCCUGGUGAAAGACGGCAAACCUUGCCAGGCGGGAGCCCCUGCACCAGGCACCGCCAGCCUGCAAGGCCACGCGCAGCAGCAAGCUCAGCAGCAAGCGCAGGCGGCGCAGGCGGCUGCCGCGGCCAUCUCAGUGGGCAGCGGUGGUGCAGGUCUAGGCGCACACCCAGGCCACCAGCCAGGCAGCGCAGGCCAGUCCCCGGACCUGGCGCAUCACGCAGCCAGCCCGGCAGCGCUGCAGGGUCAGGUCUCCAGCUUAUCCCAUCUGAACUCCUCGGGCUUGGACUAUGGCUCCAUGUCCUGCUCUACUUUGCUUUAUGGUCGGACCUGGUGAGACGUGGGACCCGACUGAGCCCCGCGCGACCUCACAGCUUCCCCUCUGCCCUCCGCAAAGACCACCAUUCGCUGCCCCACGCGCUUCUACUUUUCUUAAGAACUUGUUUGUGUUUAGACCAAGGAAAAGUACACAAAGACCAAACUGCUGGACGCCUUCAUCUUCUUCCUCCUUUUCCUCCUGCUCCUCUUCCU